CGUGUGGCCGAGGAGUCAGAAACACAAAAACCAGCUGUUUGUUUGUUCGGAGAAGCAUGUUGAUUGUCUUCUCUCCUUUCUCUCUCCUCUCCCUCUCUUUCUUUCUCUCUCUUCUGUUCUUGAUUUGGUAUAAGAAGGAACCAGUGUCCUCUCUCUCAGACGAAGAAGGGAAUUUGCAGUCUCUCUCUCUCUCUCUACCUCUGCUCUGCUAAGUGUCGAUUGACUUCAUUUGAGUGGGAGCGAAGCGGUACAGAUUAUUCUAGAGAGAGAAGCAAGAAGAAGAAGAGAAGCAGAAAUGCGUGGGGGUCUGAGCCUGGAGCCGCUGGACAUGGUGGGCGUCCAGAUCCCGCACCACUUCCGGUGCCCCAUCUCCCUGGAGCUGAUGCGCGACCCGGUCACCGUCUCCACCGGCCAGACCUACGACCGCUCCAGUAUCGAGCCCUGGAUCGCCGCCGGCAACACCACCUGCCCCGUCACCCGCGCCCCGCUCCUCGACUCCGCCCUCAUCCCCAACCACACCCUCCGCCGCCUCAUCCAGUCCUGGUGCGUCGCCAACCGCCACUCCGGCGUCGAGCGCAUCCCCACCCCGAAGCAGCCCGCCGACCCCUCCCGCGUCCGCCUCCUCCUCUCCCAGUCCGCAUCAUCCUCCUCCGCCGCCCGCCUCUCCGCGCUCCGCCGCCUCCGCACCCUCGCCCGCGACUCCGACAAGAACCGCGCCCUCAUCUCCUCCCUCGACGCCCGCCCCCUCCUCCUCGACAUCCUCUUCUCCGAUCCCCGCUCCGAGUCGUCCGAGUUGGCCCACGAGUCGCUCGCCCUCCUGGCUAUGCUGCAGCUCGCCGAGCCCGAGUGCGCCUCCGUCGCCUCCGACCCGGACCGCGUCGCCUACCUCACCGGUCUCCUCUUCCACCCCUGCGUCGAGGUGAGGAUCAACGCCGCCGCGCUGAUCGAGGCCGCCGUCGCCGGCGUCCGCUCGCCGGAGCUCCGCGGCCGGGUCAGCGGCGCCGCCGGGGUCUUCGAGGGCGUCGUCGGCCUGCUGCAGGACUGCGCGGGGUGCCCCCGCGCGCUCAAGGCCGGGGCCCGGGCGGCGUUCGCGCUCUGCCUCGUGAAGCCGACGCGGCACCGGGCGGUAGCCGCCGGGGCCGGGGCGGCGCUGGUGGACCGGCUGGGGGACCUGGAGCGCGGUGACGCGGAGCGGGUGCUGGCGACGAUCGAGCUGCUCUGCCGGGUCCCCGCCGGGUGCGCGGCGCUGGCGGCGCACGCCCUGAGCGCGCCGCUGCUGGUGCGGAUGAUCCUGAAGGUGUCGGACCGGGCGACGGAGUACGCGGCGGGGGCGCUGCUGGCGCUGUGCUCGGCGUCGGAGCAGUGCCGGAGGGAGGCGGUGGCCGCCGGCGUGGUGACGCAGCUGCUGCUGCUGGUGCAGAGCGAGUGCACGGAGCGGGCGAAGAGGAAGGCCCAGCUCCUGCUGAAGCUGCUCCGGGACUCGUGGCCCGAGGAUCCGAUCGGCAACUCCGACAAUUACGCUUGCAGCGAGGUGGUCGUCCCGUUUUGACGAUGGUCCGAUACGACGUCGCAUGAUAGCUUUUGCGAUUUUUGUUGCUUCUUUUUGUUCGAUUUAUGGUAUUAUUUCUUGUUCUUGUCGAUUAGUGAAAUUUUCUAAUUGGUAGAGAGACGUGAGGAGGGAAGAAAGGAAUGGUGGAAAGGGAAUGUUUUUCUCAAUUUUAGAUUUUGGUGUAUAGAGAGAGAGAUUUGUAAUUUUUGUACGUAAUUGUGGAUGUAAGAAUUUUUGGUUGGGAAAAUAUCAAAAACACCCAUCAGAUUCA
Molecule: messenger RNA, 1820 nt
Organism: Rhodamnia argentea
Lineage: Eukaryota; Viridiplantae; Streptophyta; Magnoliopsida; Myrtales; Myrtaceae
Product: U-box domain-containing protein 26-like
Exons: 1
Coding region: 296-1549 (417 amino acids)
Biological process (GO): protein ubiquitination
Molecular function (GO): ubiquitin protein ligase activity
Source: RefSeq, a predicted model, not a curated record